GUUAAAGUGUCUAGGAUAGCAUAAGGGUUACACCAAACAUUUAAGGCUGAUAAACUUUUUGGAACCUUCACAUAAACUUUUGCAUGAAAACUACACUAAUGUUGGGUCUGCAUGAAUCAUACCUCGUUGUGAUUGGCAAACCCACCUGUGAGCACAGAGAUGAUUAAGGGUUUUUGAUGAGUGAAGCAUGGUGGCGGAUGAAUCAUGGUUUUCACUAUGGAAAGUUCAAAAUAGGCUCCAAUGAAGAAGUCUAAAAUUCCGCUAAGAGCAGCGAGUUUUCAUGAAAGAUUUGCAAUUUUUUAAAUUAUUGUAAAAAAUGGUGGGCAAAAAGGUAAAAAUAAAAAUUGCACAAAUGGAUUUAAAGACACAAGAUGACACUGAAGUAUUGUUUAACCAGCAGGGUGAAAGCGGCGUGUUGGAUGCAGCGGGUGGAGGUGGGAGGUUAAGCGAGUCUGGUUGUUGAGUCAUGUUGAGCUGAGCCUGAGGAGAGCGCCAGGCGUGCUGCAGCCUGCAGAGAGGGAGGAACCUCCUCCCCAUCUUUGUUGCUCCACCGCUGCCCGAAGGAAGGCGUUCGUAUAUGAUUCUGAUCUGCAAUUCCAGUUUUAAGCAUUUGCCACCUUUGAAAAAAAAGGAAAGUUUCUUCCAGAAGAUCUGACCUCAGGGGAAGAGUCGCACGCGAAAGACCUUCAUGCUUGGAGCGCUGACUCUGCCGAUGAAGAUCUGCAUGUGGCUGUGAAUUCAAAAAUGCUCCUUCAAUGCAAGCUUCACCUCCUUCCACCUGGAACCAGAUGAGGAGGGGAGGAGCGAUGUAGGGGGAGGGAGACGGAGAGAUGAGUGGAAGAGCAGAGGAAAGAGGGAGUCAAAGGAGAGCGUGGUCUCUGGGACCAGGUCAAUAUUGAUCGAGCACAUCUAGACCUCAAGUGAAGGACUCCAACAGCACACAGUUUCCUCGAAUGACCACUAGAGUUUCACUGGACUCAACCUACCACUGACUAACAAAAAAAAGGUCUCAUCAUCCGGCUGCCCCCGUAACGUUACCGAGGCAAUGUUCCGGCGCAGGAAGAAGAAGCACCGGGUGGAGAUAUCAUCCCCCAAGGACUUCCAGCACUGCUUUCACACGUCGUUCAAUGCCGCCACAGGACGCUAUGUGGGUCUGCCUCUGCAGUGGCAGAGCAUCAUCGACAACCUCAAGAGGCCACGCCCCCUAGUGGAUCCCUCUAUGAUCACAGACAUUGAACUUGGACCCAGAAAGAGGAUAGUCCGUGGCAGCUUCAUCGGCCAUGGCGACUACAUAAGUCACAUGAUCUCUGAGAUGAGCCGCCUGUCUGUCACCAACUCCAACUCUCUGCGGCGCAGAAGCCCAUCAGCACGGAAACGAGCACAGUCGAUGGGCCGCCUGUCUGAAAUGCCAGAGGAUCAACUGUACCCUUACAAAGAGACUGGUCGCCGCAGCAACAGCGUGAAGGGCAAUGAAAGCUCCACGUACUGGCAGGACAGGAUUCGCCAAGUACGCAGUGAGAGCGGUAGCCCCAGACUGAAUGGAGCACUACUGAAAUCUAAAUCUACCUACCAGGUUGGCUCCAUCUCUGAAGUCGAACCCCUCUCACCACAAGAGACUGAUGGCAUGGCUCAGCGGUAUGCUCACAGGGAGGUGGCAGGGUGUAGACAAAGGCCAAACUCCUGUUUCUACAGUACACAGGCAUUAGAGGCCAACAAUGUUCACCUGAGAGCAAAACCAGGUGAGAAUCAGCUGCCAGACCUUCUGUCAUCUUCUACGGAGACUCCAAGAAGACCCCACUCUUCCUGCGACUUUAAGAUGACUAUGCCAAAAAGAUUGAGCACUCCCCCCCAGCCCCGCUUCUCUGCUUCUGGCCCAGCACCUUGUCCCACCUUGACCACCCCACAGAAAAGACCCGAAGAAGGUUCUCAAAAGGUUACACACGAGCAGUUCAAGGAGGCUUUGAAGAUGGUUGUGGACCCUGGUGACCCGAGGUUAGGUCUGGAGAGCUUUGUGAAGAUUGGCGAGGGGUCCACAGGGGUCGUGUGCAUUGCCCGGGAGAGGCAGAGUGGACGACAGGUGGCGGUGAAGAUGAUGGAUUUGAGGAAGCAGCAACGUAGAGAGCUGCUCUUUAAUGAGGUAGUAAUCAUGAGAGACUACCGACACAAAAAUGUGGUGGACAUGUUCCGUAGUGCAUUAGUGGAGGAGGAGCUUUGGGUCAUCAUGGAAUACUUGCAGGGUGGUGCUCUAACUCAGAUCAUUAGUGAGACCAGGAUGAAUGAAGAACAGAUAGCAACAGUGUGUGAGGGUGUUCUGCUGGCUCUGUCCUACCUCCACUCUGAAGGGGUUAUCCACAGAGACAUCAAGAGUGACUCAAUUCUGCUCACAUUGGAUGGAAGGGUAAAGCUCUCAGAUUUUGGCUUUUGUGCUCAGAUAAACAAGGAUAUACCCAAGAGGAAGUCUCUGGUUGGGACUCCAUACUGGAUGGCACCAGAAGUGAUAUCUAAAAUGAUGUAUGGUACAGAGGUAGAUAUCUGGUCUCUGGGCAUCAUGGUGGUGGAGAUGGUGGAUGGGGAGCCACCAUACUUUAGUGACACCCCCAUCACUGCCAUGAAAAAACUGAGGGAUGAGGCAGCACCAACCGUCAAAAAUACUAACAAGGUGUCGCCGGUGCUGAAGGAUUUCCUGGACUGCAUGUUAACUCGUGACACUCUAAAGCGGAGCAGCGCUACCGACUUGCUGGAGCACCCAUUUCUGCUGCAGUCCGGUCCGCCUAAAGUCCUAGUGCCCCUGGUGGAGCAGUACCGCAAACGCAUGUCGCUCUGCAGCUCAUAGGAGCACUGUGGACUCACAUCUGGAUCAUAGCUAAGAUAAUUCCUGGAACUUACCUAAUUUUAUUGUUAGGAUUUGUUAAAAAAAUAUUUUCAAAGUCCCCUGGGAUUCCCCCAGAAAACAGGGAUCCCACUAAAAUGGGAACAACUAUAAUAGCCUUCUGGGACCGUAGGAGAAAUCAGCAGUGACUCUUAUGCUACGUUCACACCACCCUCAGCAGUGCAUUUGCAAGCAGCCUCUUUCAAUUAAAAGUCUAUGUAAACGCGCGUAAGUGCGUUUUGUGCUUCUGCGUUAAAAACCCUCGAGUUCAGGUGCAGCAACGCAAAUUUCUACAACUGUCACUAAAACCGCACAGUUCCUAAAUGUAGGUCACAGGGCCAGUUCAUUCUGGAACAUCUUCUUAACUUUUCUGAAUUGGACUUUAAAUGUGUUGUAAAAAAAAAAGGUCUAGAAAAAAUCAAACAAUUUGGGUAAAGCCGUUGGUGGCGCUGUGCACUUUGACCUUGUGCAGAAUGGUUUGUUUAUUGUAAAGCACCUGAGGUCCUCUAUAAACACACUUGUUGCUUGGGUUAUAAAAGGAGCAAAUAGUUAAAGUCAACAUGUUUACUUGUACUGCACACUUGAGCUCUGACCUUUGACCUCCUGUUAUAUAUUUUUACUGUAAAAAUUAAUGCUCUAAAUGUUAGAGCAUUUUUGUUCUUUUUUUAAACCAAAAUGAAUAAUAUGAACAAUACAAAACAUAAUAUCAUCCCAAAAUCAUUUCAGGGUAUUUUCUUUCUUUUUCAAACUGACUUAUGUAAAAUCACAAAUUAAUGUAAUAAAAAAAGAAUACACAAGAAAUUUAAAAUAGCUUGUAAAAUAACAGAGGUCAGCUCAUACAUUUUUGUAAAUAAUUAACUAAGCAACAGUAUUAAAAAAGAACAUCAACAGACCAAUUUUUACAAAUGUAUAUUAUUGUAUGAUAUUCUGUUAUAUAGCAAAAACUGAACACUACUAUAAAACAAUUUUGAAUCCUA
Molecule: messenger RNA, 3846 nt
Organism: Oryzias latipes (Japanese medaka)
Lineage: Eukaryota; Metazoa; Chordata; Actinopteri; Beloniformes; Adrianichthyidae
Product: serine/threonine-protein kinase PAK 6
Biological process (GO): protein phosphorylation
Molecular function (GO): ATP binding; protein kinase activity
Source: RefSeq, a predicted model, not a curated record